Eupeodes corollae is the source of this 1718-nucleotide messenger RNA. RefSeq names its product UDP-glucosyltransferase 2-like. Lineage: Eukaryota; Metazoa; Arthropoda; Insecta; Diptera; Syrphidae. The record is from RefSeq and is a predicted model, not a curated record. Gene Ontology annotation, molecular function: UDP-glycosyltransferase activity. The transcript is spliced from 7 exons. The coding region runs from base 137 to 1717 and encodes 526 amino acids.
GUUCAUUCAUCGGUUGGUUAGUUAUUGCUGAACUUGAAUCUCUUUCUCAAGCACUGUCUGAUUUAUUUUGCUAAGUCAUAAGUGAAAACAGUUUUUAUUUUUGAAGAGUGAAUGUUUUGAAUUUAAGUAACAAAAAAUGAACAUCAAAAACUACUUGUCCUUUGCCACGUUUGUGACUCUGCUUCUAACGUUAACUCAGUGCAAUGCCUACAAAAUUCUUGCUGCUUUUGUAUUUCCUGCUAGAAGUCAUUACAUGAUGCAUACAGUGCUUAUCAAGGAACUUUUAAAUAGAGGCCAUGAGGUAACUUUCAUAACAACAAUGCCGAUGGGUAAGAAUCUUGGAAAGCACUACACAGAAGUGCUGAUACCAACUUAUAAUUAUCAGAAGGAUGUUAUUGGCCUAUUUAACAUCAAAACCAUAUUCGAGCUUACAACUCUAACUUUAAAGGACUUUUUCAGAAUGAUGGACCUCCUCGGUACACGAACAACUGAAUUUGCUUUGCAACAACCAAAUGUUCAAGAAAUCUUACAUCGAAAUGACACCAAAAAUGUCUAUGAUCUUCUUAUUGUUGAACAAUUCUAUCAGGAAGCUUUCUUAGCUUUAGCCCUGAAAUAUGAUAUUCCAACUAUUUCCUCGAGUACUUUAGGACAACAGACUUUUAUGAGUGAAAUGAUGGGUGUUAUUACACCAUGGUCAUAUGUCCCUCAUGGCUCCUUAGCACUCGAUGAUAGAAUGACUUUUUGGGAAAGAGUACAGAAUUCAGUGGCAUCUUUGUAUGAUGGUUUCUUCAGGGAGUUUAUUUAUUUUCCCCAUCAAGAUGAGUUGGUGCAGAAGUAUUUUUCACAUUUACCAAUGAAACUUCCAACAGUGUCUGAAAUGAAGAAGAAUGUAUCAGUGCUGCUGUUGAACAGUUAUACUCCACUGACUUCACCAAGACCAACUAAUAUGGGAAUGGUUGAAGUUGGUGGAAUGCAUAUUUACCCACCGAAGUCACUUCCAGCAGAAAUAAAGGCAUUUUUAGAUGGAGCUACUCAUGGGGCCAUCUACUUUAGUUUAGGAAGUCAGGUAAAAAGCUCUGAUUUACCGAAACAAAAAUUAAAAAUCUUCCUUGACGUCUUUGCCAAGAUGAAACAAAGAAUUUUGUGGAAAUUCGAAGAUGAUUCACUGUCAAAUUUGCCAAAGAAUGUAAUGAUCAAAAAAUGGAUGCCACAGGGUGAUAUUCUAGCUCAUCCAAAUAUUAAAGUUUUCAUUACCCAUGGAGGACUAUUUGGUAACCAGGAAGGUGUACAUUACGGAGUUCCAAUGCUGGGAUUGCCAGUUUGUUGUGAUCAGUAUCUCAACAUGAACAAAGCAGCUAAGGCUGGCUAUGCCAUAACUUUGGAUUUCAAUGAAAUCAGCCGAGAAAAUCUCGAAUAUUCCUUGACGGAACUUUUGGAAAAACCUUCUUACCGCAAUAAAAUGAAUCAAAUAUCCGAAAUAUUCCGUGAUCGUCCUCUAAGUGCUCGGGAUUCAGCGAUGUAUUGGAUAGAAUAUGUCGGUCGACAUAAGGGUGCACGUCAUAUUCGAUCAGCAGGAUUGGAUUUGGCUUGGUAUCAGUAUUACCUGUUGGACGUAAUUGGAUUAUUUACGCUAGCAGUUGUUGGUGUAGUUGCUGCAAUAUUAUUGUUGUUAAAAAAGGUACUAGGAACUAAGAAAAGCAAAGACAAAAUAAAUUAAC